Molecule: messenger RNA, 1308 nt
Organism: Mauremys mutica (yellowpond turtle)
Lineage: Eukaryota; Metazoa; Chordata; Testudines; Geoemydidae
Product: Y-box-binding protein 1-like
Exons: 2
Coding region: 138-1019 (293 amino acids)
Biological process (GO): regulation of gene expression
Cellular component (GO): nucleus
Molecular function (GO): nucleic acid binding
Source: RefSeq, a predicted model, not a curated record
UAAACCUUCUUUUGACUGUCUUGCAUUACUUGCAAGCUCUUUGCAGCACAGGCUGCGUCUGAUUAUCUAGGAAACUUCCAAAUCUUUUGAGCUUCACUCCGUGAAACAGCAGGACUGCUUGUGAUCUCAUAUUAGAAAUGGUCUGGAGUGAUUCCAGUGAAGCUGACAGAGCUACUCCUGUUUCACAUCAAGAGGAGAAGAUGGUGAUCGAAAGGAAGGUCUGGGGCACGGUCAAGUGGUUCAACGUCCGACAUGGCUAUGGCUUCAUCACGAGGAGCGACAACAAGAGGGACGUGUUUGUACAUCAGUCGGCCAUAAAGAAGAACAACCCCUAUAAGUACCAUCGCAGCGUGGGCGAUGGGGAGAGGGUGGAGUUUGAUGUGGUUCUGGGGGAUAAAGGCCUGGAGGCGGCCAACGUCACUGGUCCCGGUGGCAUUCCCGUGCAAGGCAGCAAAUACGCUGCAGACCGUCGCAAGUGCUCGUUGGGACUAAGGAGGAGUCCGCCUCACAAGAGUUACCACCUUUGUGAGCGCGUGCCAAAGAACGAGGCAGCCACACGUGCACCAGAAGAUGGGAAGCUGCCCUACAGUGGCCAGUCUUAUUUGAUGCACACAGCCUGUGGGUAUCAGCCCCAGUGUUUCAAUUCUGUGAGCGCAGAAGGGGUGCGUGCGGAAGGUCAGCGUGUGCACGCAGAGCAAAGCAAGCCAGUGAAACAGAGCAUAUACCAGGGCUUCAGGCAGCUUCUCAGCUUGGGGCAGCAUUGUCUGAGACAGCCGCGAGAGGAGGGAGGAGAAAAAUGUAACGGAAGCCCCCAGGCAAAUGAGACUGACGACUCAGCAAUAAGUCAACGUUGCUACCGUCCUAACUUCAGUUACCUACGCAGACGCCCACGGAACGUGAAACCACUAGAUGGGAAAGAGACCAAGGAGACCUCUGGACCACCAGCUGAAGACACCAUGGCUCCUGAGACCAUCAGCCAACAACCUAGCACCACCCAGCUAUCAGACAAGAAGGAGUAAGAGAACAUGGAAACCCAGGAAUAAGAACAGAGACCUUCCGCUUGCUGUUUUCCCUGCUGUUGUUUGGAUAACUCACAAUUUACCAUCAUGAGUUUUUCAUCUUUCUUACCUAAACUCCGUCAGUCUCCUUUCAGGACCAACAAAACUGAAAGAGUUUACAAGUUGUUUCCUAUUUAUCCAACCAAGCUCAAGUUUUUAACACCCUUUCUUUUUAAUUUGUGUGAAAUGCUAUAUCUGAUUUUUUCCCCACCCCACCCUACUCCGUAUACACACAUUUGAAAGAUAGCAA